Molecule: messenger RNA, 1978 nt
Organism: Jatropha curcas
Lineage: Eukaryota; Viridiplantae; Streptophyta; Magnoliopsida; Malpighiales; Euphorbiaceae
Gene: PK1B
Product: protein kinase 1B
Biological process (GO): protein phosphorylation
Molecular function (GO): ATP binding; protein kinase activity
Source: RefSeq, a predicted model, not a curated record
AGCCAAGCCAAAAAAGAAAAGCAAGUUGAGCCAAAUAUAUAUUAUGAAUGUGGAAAAGAAUUUUUGGAUGCUUCUUACAAAUCCAAUCCUACGGUGGAGAUUGGUGGCAGCCCUCUGCAGGCUUAUCUCCUCUGACUUGACUCUGAAUUGUGUUUUUGAGAGAGAGAGAGAGAGAGAGCAGAACAACCAAAAAUGCAAGAACAGAAGAGUAUAAAACGUUGGGCUUUAAACUGGGACCAACCCGCCAUUAAUGCAGUUCUUUGCUUUCUCUCUUCCACCAUCCUCCACCUCUUUCCCUAGCUCUCUUUAUUGCUUGCUAGUUGCUAUUUGUCAAUCUAAAGUUUAGCUCAAACUUGGUCAGCUCUCAUCUCACUCGUUUUCUCGUUUUCGCUUCUUUCUCUCUAUUCUGAGAACAAAACUAGAGGAAGAGAGCUUCAAAAGGGUAUAUUGUUAUUCAACUUGAUGGGGGUUUGCCUGAGCGCCCAAAUUAAAGCUGAGAGCCCAUUUAACACAGGGCUGAGUUCAAAGUAUGUUAGUACAGAUGUGAAUGAUCGUAGUACAAGUAGUAAGGUCUCUUCAGCUUCAAUGCCACCAACACCUCGAAGUGAAGGUGAGAUCUUGCAGUCCUCCAAUCUGAAGAGCUUCAGUUUUUCUGAUCUUAAGAUGGCCACAAGAAAUUUCCGUCCUGAUAGUGUCCUAGGAGAAGGUGGUUUUGGUUCAGUUUUUAAGGGAUGGAUUGAUGAGAAUUCAUUUGCUGCUGCCAAGCCUGGAACUGGAAUGGUCAUUGCCGUUAAAAGGCUUAACCAAGAGGGUUUACAAGGGCACAAGGAGUGGCUGGCUGAAGUAAAUUAUCUGGGGCAAUUUUGCCAUCCUCAUCUUGUGAAGCUUAUUGGUUAUUGCUUAGAGGAUGAACACCGGCUUUUGGUGUAUGAGUUCAUGCCUCGAGGAAGCUUGGAGAAUCAUUUAUUUAGGAGAGGGUCUUAUUUCCAACCUCUUUCUUGGAAUCUCCGCUUGAAGGUGGCUCUUGGUGCUGCUAAGGGGCUUGCAUUUCUUCAUAGUGCUGAAAACAAAGUUAUAUAUCGGGAUUUCAAGACUUCUAACAUUCUACUUGAUUCGAACUACAAUGCAAAACUCUCUGAUUUUGGAUUGGCCAAGGAUGGGCCAACUGGCGAUAAUAGUCAUGUCUCUACCAGGAUUAUGGGUACCUAUGGAUAUGCAGCUCCAGAGUAUCUGGCCACAGGUCAUUUAACUGCCAAGAGUGAUGUCUAUAGUUUUGGAGUUGUUUUGUUAGAGAUGUUAUCUGGCAGAAGAGCAAUAGAUAAAAACCGGCCAACUGGAGAGCAUGUUCUAGUGGAAUGGGCUAAGCCCUACCUGGGAAACAAGCGAAAGAUAUUUCGCAUCCUGGACAAUCGUCUUGAAGGCCAAUACUCGAUGGACAUUGCCAAUAAGGCAGCUACCCUUGCACUACGUUGUCUAUCCAUAGAAUCAAAGUUCCGGCCCAACAUGGACGAGGUGGUGACAUCAUUGGAACAGCUUCAGGAUUCCAAGGAAAUUGGAAAUGUUAACACCCAUUCAGGCUCUGCACAAAGGAUGCGUCGACACAGUGCAGAUGAUGCUAGUGGUGGAAGAACUGCAGCCGCUUAUCCUCGUCCCUCGGCCUUCCCUCUGUAUGUUUGAAAAUGGAAUAAAGGAACUUGACUAAAACUGCAUCACUUUAUAGCUCAAUACAACGCAAGCACGUCAGCGCGUUCAAGAUUAUUUUUCCGACGACUGUACAGUUCAAUGUUCAGCUUCAGCUAAUGUAUGCAAAAUCAAUCUUUUGCCGACAAUUUUCAGGACAGCUUUUGUAUAACUUGUUCUAGUUGGUCCUUUUCUCUCCUGCAGCCUGGCUUGUUGUAUUUAAUAUUAUUUUAUUUUUUUCUCAAAUGGACCCCUUAUUAUAUUAUAAAAUUAUUAAUUUGUUUCUUUUUUGAAAGAA